Molecule: messenger RNA, 4133 nt
Organism: Gasterosteus aculeatus aculeatus (three-spined stickleback)
Lineage: Eukaryota; Metazoa; Chordata; Actinopteri; Perciformes; Gasterosteidae
Product: potassium voltage-gated channel subfamily A member 7
Biological process (GO): potassium ion transmembrane transport; protein homooligomerization; action potential
Cellular component (GO): voltage-gated potassium channel complex; membrane
Molecular function (GO): protein binding; delayed rectifier potassium channel activity
Source: RefSeq, a predicted model, not a curated record
UUCGUACACAUUUUUACGAACAGGUUUUGGAGCUCAGGCUGGUAUUUUGACGCCGGCCUGUCCGAUGCGUCUCACCAGCGACCGGCAUCGAGUCGUCCUCGCCACCCGGAACCAAAAACGCAUUAUGGUAGUCUGUCGUUUCCAGGUCGAUUGUAACUGCGGCAUUAUAUCUGAUUCGAUGGCAAAUAGCUGUAACUUUACCCUCCAAUGUGUGAGCCACACACUGUAAAACCAUAACAAGGUUUAAAAUCGGCAACGUUAACCAAGGAAUCGGAAAAGCUGUCAAUCAGGGGACACUUGGGGGAAGCACGGCGCGGCUGAAAUGGUAAAUAUCGUUGUCACUGCUGUUUGGAGGAUGCUCACCUUCUACAUGCCGGUGUGAGGAACGGAAAUGUGGUCUGAUGAGUCAUCUGUUCGUCGUGGCGAUGAUUCUGCGACGGUUGGUGCAGACAUCUCGGGGAAGCCGCGCGGUUUUUGAGCAAAAUAACGCACAACGACAGUUUACAGAACCGGACUCGUCUCUGUCGCAGUGUGGAUUCAGGUACUGAAACGACUGGAUGUCAUUUUGAGGUUGAAACCUUAGAAGAAAAAACCACAAUGCAUUCAAUCAACUCUUGACGUUUUAUACUCCCACACUGUAGAUAUCGUCAAGUUCAGCAGAUUCACGCAAACGGCGUCCGAGUCAUAGACAACGCGGCAUUCCAGUGAGACAAGUGUUUAUUCUGUGGUUGAAGGCAGCAAAUGUCGGCAGAGGCCUCCUUCGGGUUUUCUUCCCUUUUGUACCAAAACGUCACCACCAUCUGGUGGUGAAACGCAGUAGUGUAACUAUCUACCUCUCAGGAUUCACAUGCACGAGGACCCAACAACAGCAAAUCCGGAGAAAGCAACAGAAAUCAAUCAUCAUCAUUCCCGUUAAGAAAACAUAAUAUAAAUACAAAAAUAAGUGCAUGUAAACGUAAAUCAUAAAGUCUCGUUUAUGAAGGCGUGUCUGAUUCGCCACGUCUGAAAAACGAGAAUCGAACGACCAUUUUUAAGUUUAAACAUUCAUUGAGUUGCCCACUUGUUUAAUAUGUUUUACUCUUUAAACACAAAGUCAAAGUCAGUUUCUUGGGUCGGUUAUUGUUUGUUGUUAUAACAUUUUUAUUAAAGUGCAAACUUUUGCAAAAUACUAUUAUUAAUUCCCAUUAUUAUUAUAUAGUUAUAACAAACAGAUAUUGUUUUUUGUUAAGUGGUACACAUCCGAGCCGUGCUUGUCAGAGGGGGGCGACACCACGCGCCGCCGGGCGGAGGUGACAUUUGAUAGUGAGGUUGAAGGUCGUCUUGCCUCAUAGCUAAAAUGGAGGGAAAGGACUGGGAGGGGUUGGAGGGAUCGAGCAGAGAUUGAAUUUCAACGGGACAGCAUUCCCAAAAACAUUUUUCAAGACUGUCAACGUGAGGCGGCGAGGGACGGGAUCAGAACCUGCGUGAUCCCUGAGCGAACAACUGUAAGGUUGCCGUCCGACCUGGUCAGUCCAACAGUUUAUCCGGACCCAAAGUCACAGCCAAACAAGGAGUUUGUUUAUAUGACAGAUGGACGCGAUGACAGGGGACCCGAUGAGCCACAGCAGACGAACAAUGUGAUUCUCCAUCCCGCCUUUUAUCACUUAGUGAGUAAACCUUCUUGUAUUGCUAACUGGAAACUAACUUGAUCUUUGACAUCCAAAGUUGACCUUUUAAUACUAACAUCUCAAGAAGGUUUUGUUAUGCCAUGGAGGGUUUAUGCAAACGGACCCUGCAACAAAACCUCCAGCACCUCACAGCCGUUCUGAGACCAUCUGCUCUGAGACCGUCCACUGAUGGAACCAUCGCUCUGGUUUCAGACCGCGUUUGCUUUUAAGUCCAGUCGCCCCACGAGUUCUCAGGAGAGCGGUCUGCAGAUCCGGCCCGGCCUGCGACACCCGCAGGGAUGGACAGCAGCGACCCGCGAAAGGACGAAAGCGGAGGCGGCGGCGGCGGCGGCGGGAAAGAGGGCGGCGGGGAGAGCGGUAAGCUCCUCAAGAACCACCUCAACUGCGAGGAAAAAGGUGAGAAGGAGACCAAAGGGAACGGGACCGAGGAGAAGAAAGAGGGCCGGCGCUCCGGGUCCCUGCGGAGGAGUGGAUUGGCGCUGAGCGAGAGGGUGGCCAUCAACGUCUCGGGGAUGCGAUAUGAAACUCAGCUCCGCACCUUGGCCCAAUUCCCCGACUCCUUGCUCGGGGACCCCGGGCGCAGGUCGCGCUACUUCGACCCGCUUCGAAACGAGCUCUUCCUCGAUCGGAACCGGGCCUGCUUCGACGCCAUUCUGUACUUCUACCAGUCGGGCGGGAGGCUUCGGAGGCCCGCGAACAUCCCCCUGGACAUCUUCAUGGAUGAGCUGAUGUUCUACGAGCUGGGAGAGGACAUCGUGAACCGCUUCAAGGCGGACGAGGGCUUCCCCAAGGAGGAGGAGACGCCGCUUCCGUCGAACGAGAUCCAGAAAAAACUGUGGAUACUGUUUGAGCACCCCGAGUCGUCGUCGGGCGCACGCAUCAUAGCCAUCGUCAGCGUCAUGGUGAUCGUGGUGUCCAUCCUCAUCUUCUGCCUGGAGACGCUGCCCGAAUUCCGGGACGAGAAGGAGACACGGGAGGAGUAUUUUUACAAGUACCACUCCCAGGCGAAGAACGUGUCCGAGAACAUGCCGCUCCCGCAGAGUGUUUUCCACGACCCCUUCUUCCUGGUGGAGACCAUCUGCAUAUGCUGGUUCUCCUUCGAGCUCUUCGUGCGCCUCGCCUGCUGUCCCAGCAAGGUGCGCUUCUUCAAGGACGUCAUGAACAUCAUCGAUUUCAGCGCCAUCCUGCCCUAUUUCGUCACUCUGGGGACGGAGCUGGCCAAGGACAACGACGCCUCCCCGGCCACGUCCUUGGCCAUCAUCCGAGUCAUCCGGCUGGUGAGGGUGUUCCGGAUCUUCAAGCUGUCCCGUCACUCCAAGGGCCUCCAGAUCCUCGGGCAGACGCUGAGGGCCAGCAUGCGCGAGCUGGGCCUGCUCAUCUUCUUCCUGUUCAUCGGCGUGAUCCUCUUCUCCAGCGCCAUCUACUUCGCCGAGGCCGACCACGCCGACACGCACUUUGUCAGCAUCCCGCACGCUUUCUGGUGGGCGGUGGUCACCAUGACGACGGUGGGCUACGGCGACAUGUACCCGGAGACCGUGUGGGGUAAGUUGGUGGGCUCCAUGUGCGCCAUCGCCGGCGUGCUCACCAUCUCGCUGCCGGUGCCCGUCAUAGUGUCCAACUUCAGCUACUUCUACCACCGAGAGACCGAGUGCGUGGAGCACACCGAGUACAGUCCCGUGCAGGCGGGCGCGUGGGAAGACGAGGGGCGGGACGUGGAGGAAGAGGACGGAGACGCAGAUUAUUUUGCCGUUGAAGGCAGCUGCAGCCCUCUGAACGGGACGCUGCUGGAGUUCGGAGGAGGUGGGACGGGUCAGACUGAACCACAGGUCACUCAGGUGUGAGGAGGGAACGCAGCGUGAAAAAAAUGACGAGGUGAAUGCAGACAAAUGUAAUUUAAAAAUAUAUAGUAGAAUUAUAAAUAUAAUUUAUAUGCUAAAGUGCCAACUCUGUACUUUUUAUCGCCUCUUUUUAUUCUGACAGCUUUUUGUAUAAUAUCGAGAGUGAGUUUUACAUUCUCAGGGUCUUGAUAUAAAUAUGAUAUGAGAGGUUAUUUAUUAAUGCGAUCAGAGCUUGGGUUUGAAAAGAAAAUACUUUGUGAAAAUCUGUUCUGUAAGUUGAAACUUUAAAGUCUUAGUGAUGUCACUUCUUGGCUUAAUGUUUGACGUGGAAGCAGUUAGAAUAUUGGCAAAAAUAAAUGUCAGGUUUCCUCAAAACCAAACCGAACACCAGCAGAACUGUCGCUGCCUCGCAUGAGAGUUCUUGUAAACUAUUCUCAUUAUUCUUCUGUAAGCAAAUGUACAUGUUUGUGUAGUUUUGAUUCAUGCGGCCAGAAUCGAGUGAAAUAACCUUUGGCAUUAUCCCCGUUAAUGCUGUAACGACACAACGUUACAAACAAAACCUGUCGAUUGCUUUUUACCUGCUUAACUAUGCACCCAGUGUUUUUAAUAAAGAUUCCAUUUCUACUAA